GGGCCUGCUGUGGAAGAUGGAGGCGUAGUUGCCGCCUGACGCCGGAGCCUCAGAUCUUUGCAGCGGCCUCACGCGUUCUGUCGGACCGCAGCAUGGACAUGAAGAAGCGGGUCAGUGUGGAGCUGAGGAGCCGGAGCCCGGCGGAGGUGGAAGAGCUGGUGCUGGACAACUGCCGCUCCAGCGACGGGGAGGUGGAGGGUCUGACGGAGGAGUACACGGAGCUGGAGAUCCUCAGCAUGGUGAACGUCGGCCUCACCUCGCUCUCCAAACUGCCAUCGCUCCCCAAACUACACAAGCUUGAGGUGAGCGACAACACCAUCUCCGGAGGUUUGGACAAGUUGGUGGAGAAGUGUCCUAAUCUGACGUACCUGAACCUAAGUGGAAACAAGAUCAAAGAGCUGAGCGGCGUUGAGCCUCUGCAGAGUCUGAAGAACCUGAAGAGUCUGGACCUGUACAGCUGUGAAGUGACCACGCUGGAGGACUACAGGGAGGCCGUGUUCGAGCUGCUGCCUCAGCUCACCUACCUGGACGGCUUCGACCAGGACGACAACGAGGCUCCGGACUCUGAGGGCGACAACGAUGAGGACGAUGAAGCCGGACCAACCAGAGAUGAGGACGAGGAUGACGAGGAGUCGGACGGAGACGAGGUCGGACUGUCUUAUCUGAUGAAGGAGGGAAUCCAGGAUGAAGAAGAUGAUGGAGACUAUGUGGAGGAAGAGGAGGACGAAGAGGACGGAGAUGGUGACGUCGCUGGUCUUCAGGGGGAGAAGAGGAAGAGGGACGUGGAGGAUGAAGAUAAUGAUGACGACGAUGAUGAUGAUGAUGAUGAAUAAACCCCCCCCCCCCCCCCCCCGCCAGGCGUCGCCUCAGACAGAGAGGAAACAGCUGUGACAGAUCGGCUUCAACAUUAACAUGUUUAACUUUUUACAGUGUAGUCAGUGCUGAUAUUAUCAGCAGAGACUGUAUGCUGUAAAAAAAAACACAGAUCAUCAGAUGAAAAUUGAGCAACAACACAAACUAUUUUUAUUCUCGUGGACAGACUCUGGUGUCGGGUUCUGUUUCCUGAUGCAGGAAGAAACCUUAGGUUAAAAAACAUCUUUUUCUUUUCUGGAUUUUCUCAAGCAGAGGUCCAGCUGUGACCUCGGACUGUAACAUCGCCCCCUGCUGGGCGGCGCCACUCGGUUGCCCCGUGUAAAUACAAGUGACGUCGUACAUGUUGCUUUCUGUGGUUUGGAUUUUAUUUUUUUAUUGUCGUCUGAUCGUUGAUGUAACCAGAUGUUUUUCAUUAAAACUGAUUUCUUCAGUCAAA
Platichthys flesus (European flounder) is the source of this 1309-nucleotide messenger RNA. Its product is annotated as acidic leucine-rich nuclear phosphoprotein 32 family member E-like. Gene Ontology annotation, cellular component: nucleus. The coding region runs from base 93 to 833 and encodes 246 amino acids. The transcript is spliced from 7 exons. NCBI's taxonomy places the organism in Eukaryota, Metazoa, Chordata, Actinopteri, Pleuronectiformes, Pleuronectidae. The record is from RefSeq and is a predicted model, not a curated record. Gene Ontology annotation, biological process: regulation of apoptotic process. Gene Ontology annotation, molecular function: phosphatase inhibitor activity; histone binding.